Messenger RNA from Abrus precatorius (Indian licorice), 3265 nucleotides. RefSeq names its product putative pentatricopeptide repeat-containing protein At3g23330. Bases 3 to 2126 code for a protein of 707 amino acids. The transcript has a single exon. The record is from RefSeq and is a predicted model, not a curated record. Gene Ontology annotation, molecular function: zinc ion binding; RNA binding; protein binding. Gene Ontology annotation, biological process: RNA modification. Lineage: Eukaryota; Viridiplantae; Streptophyta; Magnoliopsida; Fabales; Fabaceae.
UAAUGGAUUGUUCAAUGAGUUCCCUCCAAAAUGCGACGAGAAGCAUUCUUGGGAACCCAAACAGGGUGGUAUCCACAUACCAUACGAAACAACUCCACGCCCAAAUACUGAAAACCAAAGGAACCCUUCACUCUCACACCAACACCACACUCCUCACACUCUACACUCACCUCAAUCUCUUACACGAUUCCCUUCUCAUCUUCCACUCUCUCCCUUUCCCUUCACCACGCGCUUUCGUUUCCAUCAUCAAAUGCUACACUUCCCAUGGCUUCCUCCGCCACUCUCUCUCUUCCUUCAACCACAUGCGCGCCUUCGCUAUUCCCCCCAAUCGCCACCUGUUCCCUUCCCUCCUCAAAGCUGCCACGCUCUUAAACAACUUCCACCUCGCACUGUCGCUCCACGCUUCCGUUAUUCGUCUCGGUUUCGAUUCCGAUUUGUACACCGCCAAUGCGUUGAUGAAUAUGUAUUCCAAGUUUCGUGCUCCCCUGAAUCCUCGCUUUUCUGCAAACCACGCGCUCGACGGUUUUUCUCAGCCACGCCGAAUCGUUAUAACAGACUGUGUUAGGAAGGUUUUUGAUGGAAUGCCCGUGAAGGAUGUUGUUUCGUGGAACACUGUUAUUGCUGGGAGUGCUCAGAAUGGGAUGUAUGAAGAGGCUUUGGAUAUGGUUAGGGAAAUGGGCAAUGCUAAAUUGAGACCUGAUUCGUUCACUUUGUCUAGCGUUCUUCCUAUUUUCGCCGAGCAUGUUGAUGUUAUCAAAGGGAAGGAAAUUCAUGGCUAUGCUAUUAGACAUGGUUUUGAUGUGGAUGUUUUCAUUGGGAGUAGUUUGAUUGACAUGUAUGCGAAAUGUACUCGAGUGGAGCUUUCGCUUCGUGCAUUUUUUCUCUUGCCUAAGCGUGAUGCCAUUUCGUGGAACUCGAUUAUUGCAGGGUGUGUGCAGAAUGGGAGAUUUGAUCAGGGGCUUGAGUUCUUUCGUUGGAUGUUGAAGGAAAGAGUGAAACCUGUGGACGUUUCGUUUGCGAGUGUUAUACCGGCUUGUGCUCACUUGACGGCUUUGAAUUUGGGGAAGCAGCUUCAUGGAUGUAUAAUUAGACUUGGGUUUGAUGAUAACAAGUUUAUAGCCAGCUCUCUUGUGGAUAUGUAUGCCAAAUGUGGUAACAUUAAGAUGGCUAGAUGUAUUUUUGAUAGAAUAGAGAUGCGUGACAUGGUGUCGUGGACUGCCAUCAUUAUGGGAUGUGCAAUGCAUGGUCAUGCUCUUGAUGCAGUUUACUUGUUUGAAAAGAUGUUGGUUGAUGGAGUGAAGCCUUGCUAUGUGGCAUUUAUGGCUGUUUUAACUGCCUGUAGUCAUGCUGGGUUGGUUGAUGAAGGCUGGAGGUAUUUUAAUAGUAUGCAAUUGGAUUUUGGUAUUGCUCCUGGGUUAGAGCACUGUGCUACUGUCGCGGAUCUGCUUGGUAGAGCCGGAAGAUUGGAGGAAGCCUACGAUUUUAUCUGUAACAUGGGAGUACAACCAACGGGUAGCGUGUGGUCUACGUUGUUGGCUGCUUGCAGGGUUCAUAAGAAUGUUGAAUUAGCUGAAAAGGUUGUUGACAAAAUACUCUUGGUUGACCCUGAAAACAUGAGUGCAUUUGUUUUAAUGUCAAACAUCUAUUCAGCAGCCCAAAGAUGGAAAGAUGCUGCGAAAUUGAGGAUCCACAUGAGAAACAAGGGUUUGAAGAAGACUCCGGCAUGCAGCUGGAUUGAAGUUGGAAACAAAGUACAUACUUUUCUGGCUGGAGAUAAAUCACAUCCAUAUUAUGACAAAAUAAAUGAGGCUUUGAAUGUUUUAUUGGAGCAGAUGGAGAAAGAAGGUUAUGUCCUUGACACAAACGAGGUGCUCCAUGAUGUCGAUGAGGAACAUAAACGUGAAUUAUUACGCACUCACAGCGAGAGACUUGCUAUAGCAUUUGGCAUCAUCAGCACUACUGCUGGCACGACCAUCCGGGUAAUAAAGAACAUUCGGGUAUGUGUGGACUGCCACACUGCGAUUAAAUAUAUGGCAAAGAUUGUUGGCAGGGAAAUCAUUGUGAGGGAUAAUAGCCGAUUUCACCAUUUCAGGAGUGGGUCUUGUUCUUGCGGAGAUUACUGGUGAAAUAACAACUACAAUUGGGAACCAUGCAUAUCAUCACUCUGGCUGCAUAGCAGUAUUAAACUGAGACGGAGAUUAAAAUGUUAGUACUAAAUGAGUGCAGAAAGCACACACACCAUAGUCAAGUCAAAAAAAGGGUGAGCAUGUUGGCUGCCCUGCCUUUGCAAAAUCAUGCAGUCAAAAAUUCCUUUUGGAGAUGAAGUCUGUGUGCUCUCAGCUUGGUGACGAGAGGGCUUGGGAGUUGGGAUCCUGAUAACACGUCCAAUUUCACGUUAAGCAUUUUGAAUUGAGUCCUGAUUGCCCACCUUAAACAACACUCUGAGUGUUCAAAUACCUUUUCAACUUUCUGUUGGGUUCAGUACAAGGUCCAGUUGAUGUUAUGUAUUUUAUUACCAAUUUGACUCCCUACAUAGUAAUUCAACAACAAUUAAUGAAACAAUUUGAGUUCUGAUUGUCAUUGAUGCGCCUUGACAAUACCCGUUGUCUUUCUAUGUGCCCAUAUUAACAUUGUAGGUUACAGGGAACUAAAAUAGUACAAAGCUUCAAGAACAUGAAUUAUUUUGAGUUACAGUUUAGUUAGGAGUCCUUAGAGAUUGUGCCAUCCGUUUCUUCUCCCCAUUUUUCAUCGAAGGAAACAUAAAUGAUCACCAAGGCUACUGAUCCUCAACUACUUUUUAUUCAUAAAUAGAUUCUUGGUGGCUGUAAAGAGGAUGCAGAUUUAAGGGUCAAUGUUAUAAUAGAAGGUAAAUCUUGGCGUUUAGAUCGCAUUAAUACCUUUUCAUAGUUCUCGGAUCUAUAAUCUCAUCAAAGAAAAUCCUUCAUCAUUUUUAGGACUAAAAGGGCAGCCUAAUGCACGAGGCUCUAAACAUUUGAUGCCCUGUGGCGGGACAAUUAUUUCACAACUUUAUUCCAGUCAGCUGUGAGGUUGUUUCUGCAACACCAACUUGAGUUAAGGGGCGCUGUUGAGGGCAUAUAAUCGCUUUAGUUUACUUUAUAGAAAUAAAUUUCUUUCAGAGACUAAACAUAUUUGACACGGGUCUCUUUGGAUCAAUUUACCAAUUGAUAAGUUAAAUAUUACUUUAAACUUACUUUUAUUCUAGCCAGUAAAUUGUACAUAAUUUACAGAAUGACAAAGCAAAGAG